UCCAAAAUAGAGGUUUUAACAUUAGGGGUUUAACAAGUAAAAUUAAAUCCACAAACCAUCCAAUCUUUCAUUUAGAAAGAACAACACUUUUUGUCAAUUUGCACUUGUUCAGACAAAGAACACCAAACAAAUUUAGGGUUUGAUAGAGAUUCAACCAUGGAAACUUCUGUAGUUCCUAACGAGGGUCUCAAAGAUCUUCUUAAACCCUUCUACAGUAGAGCUUCUGAAGCUGAGGAUCGCCUAUCGAAACUUGAGGCUGUGGUUUCAAGUAAGAAGGAUUCUGAGGUUGGCAUUGGUAAUGAGGAAUUUGCAAAGAAGGUAAAAGAGUUGGAGUUGAAGUUGGAAGGAUUGACAGCGGAGUUAACUUCUGAGAGAGAGAAGGUUGCUAAGCUCAUUGUUGAGAAUGAUAAGAAGGAAUAUCGCAUACUCCACCUUGUUCGAUCCUUGAAGGAGACUGAUCUCAAGUUGGAGAAGUCGACUACCAAAUAGUUCAAAGUUUCCUGUUUUCAAGCUUGUGAUUCAAUAGAUUCGUUAGAAUGGAAAUGACUAGUGUGGUAUCUUCGAGAAUUGUGUCGAAAGAAAAGAAGCCAAGAGAACUCGAAGUUACGAUACAUUGUGGAGAAAUUCAAAUUGACAACAUUUUUCAUUGUAUCAACUACAUCUUUGAUUAGCUAUGAUGUCUCACGUGGAUUUGUUUCAGUUAUGUAGUCGAUCCAUAUUAUUGGGAUUAAAACUUAGCCUACU
Molecule: messenger RNA, 744 nt
Organism: Amaranthus tricolor (Joseph's coat)
Lineage: Eukaryota; Viridiplantae; Streptophyta; Magnoliopsida; Caryophyllales; Amaranthaceae
Exons: 5
Coding region: 157-489 (110 amino acids)
Source: RefSeq, a predicted model, not a curated record